Molecule: messenger RNA, 1318 nt
Organism: Juglans regia (Persian walnut)
Lineage: Eukaryota; Viridiplantae; Streptophyta; Magnoliopsida; Fagales; Juglandaceae
Product: transcription factor bHLH93-like
Exons: 4
Coding region: 100-1095 (331 amino acids)
Biological process (GO): regulation of DNA-templated transcription
Cellular component (GO): nucleus
Molecular function (GO): protein dimerization activity; DNA-binding transcription factor activity; sequence-specific DNA binding
Source: RefSeq, a predicted model, not a curated record
CCCUUGGUGCAACAUCAUAUUAUCAAGGUAUUAACGCUCCCAAGAGAGGCGCCCACACGCACAAACACACAGACACAGAGAGCAAGAGAUCGAAGGGAUAUGGAGCUCAAUGAGCAUGGUUUCUUAGAGGAAUUACUUGCUCUAAGAGUAGACACUUCGGGAACCAUUCCAACACCAAUGAACGAGUUCGUCUCUAAUGGCUGGACUUUUGAUUACUUUGAGCAAAACCCAGCCAUGGUUUUUCCAAACUCUUGCUGCGAAGGAUUCUCUCCGCAGCUUGAACAAAUCGUUGAUACCUCCUCCUACACUCUCAAUGAAGUCUAUUGCCCAUUUGGCAAUGCAUUCUCAGCUUCACAGCUUACUGAUUCAUCACUUAACACGCUGGACACACCGCCUUUUCCUAUGCAAGAAGACUAUCCAUUUUCCAUGAUGGAAGAAGAGCUGGGUAUACUUGGGGACGAAAUUCACAAUCUUGAGGUGCAAGCUUCUUGCAAAGCCGAGCCAAUCCAGUCCCCAGAAGUCCCGGUUAUCAACAUCGGUAAUUGCCAAGAAGUAAAGAAUCCAGCUAAGAAGCUGCAGGGCCAGCCAUCAAAGAAUCUUAUGGCUGAGAGAAGAAGAAGAAAGCGAUUGAAUGAUCGCCUCUCAAUGUUAAGAUCCAUUGUCCCUAAGAUAAGCAAGAUGGACAGGACGUCUAUACUUGGAGAUACUAUAGAGUACAUGAAAGAACUCCUAGAGAAAAUCAACAGUUUGCAGCUAGAAAUUGAUCAAGGGAGUUCAAACAUUACGGGCAUUUUCAAGAAUGUAAAACCAAAUGAAGUCUUGGUUAGAAAUUCACCAAAGUUUGAUGUGGAGAGGGGAAAUGUGGAUACAAGGAUUGAGAUUUGCUGUGCAGGGAAGCCAGGGCUGCUGCUAUCAACAGUGAAUACCUUAGAAGCAUUAGGCCUUGAGAUUCAACAAUGUGUCAUUAGCUGUUUCAAUGAUUUUGCAAUGCAAGCUUCUUGCUCAGAGGAUAUGGACCAGGGAACCCUACUAAGUUCUGAAGACAUAAAACAAACGUUGUUCAGAAAUGCUGGAUAUGGGGGAAGAUGUCUUUAAGGAUCAAAAACAGGAAGAGAAAAAGGAAUUGGGGUUCAAAUUUUUUAGAGAUUGGUUUUCAAAUCUCUGUAUUUUCAAUGAGGUUUGUCAAGUGAGAUGUUCAAGUUUUCAUCUUUUUUUUUUUUGUUUUCCGAUCAACGUUUGAAUAAGAGAUUUCUAUUCCUUGAGAGCUAUCAUGAUCUAUGUAAUUUUACCUAAAAAGUGAAUAUGUCUAUUAAUUAAU